AUGGGUGGUGGUCAGGAUCCUAAUCCCUUCGACGAGGGAAGAAAUGCGGGAAAUCAGCAUCAGAAUUAUAAUGCAAGCUCAAAACUAUCACCGCUUUCACAUGAACGUGUUGAAUAUGAACACGGUACAUCCGUGAAUAUGCCUUUUGAUACUACUAGUCCAAUGGAUUUAAAAGCCAAGGAAAAAGAGCUCCAAGCUAAAGAGGCUGAACUUAAAAGGAGAGAAGAGGAAUUAAAGAAAAGAGAAGAGGCAAUUGCACGAUCUGGAAUUGUUAUAGAACCAAAGAAUUGGCCACCCUUUUACCCAUUAAUCCAUCAUGACAUUGCAAACGAAAUUCCUAUCCAUCUACAGAAAAUGCAAUAUGUUGCAUUUGGGUCGUGGUUAGGUCUUAUAUUGUGCCUUUCAUGGAAUCUUGUAGUCGUGACGGUUGGCUGGUUUCAAGGGGAAGGCGUCUCAAUAUGGUUACUUGCUGUUAUCUACAUCAUAACAGGAGUUCCUGGAUCAUACCUUUUGUGGUAUCGACCUUUGUAUAGAGCCAUGAGGACAGAUAGCGCUAUAAAGUUUAGUUUCUUUUUCAUGACGUACAUUUGUCACAUCCUCUUCUGCACUUUUGCCACCCUUGCUCCACCUAUAUUCAUCGAAGGGAAAUCUCUGACAGGAAUUAUGCCUGCAAUUGAUUAUCUAACCUGGAAUGCUACACUUGGGGGCUUAUACUUCAUUGGAUUUGGACUUUUCGCGGUCGAAACAGCCAUUAGUGUCUGGGUCAUUCAGCAAGUUUACUUGUACUUCCGUGGUAGUGGCAAAGCUGCAGAGAUGAAACGUGACGCUACGAGGAGAACUAUGAUGGCAGCAUUAUAACAUGGAUGUACAUCUACCUAAGUGAUCAAUUAAAAACGACAAUGGUUUGGGAACACUCUUUGAAGACCCCAUUUAACAGGAGUUCAAAUAGAUGUUACUUAAUUUUGUGUUCAAGAGGUAUUCUGGCAUUUGGUCCAACUAUAGGCACAAGGAACUCUUAUUGUAUGUCAUUUUUUAGGUUUUAAACUCUUGCAAUCUGGAUUUUAACAUUAGUUGUGCUUUAGCACAUUUUUAUCUA
Messenger RNA from Erigeron canadensis, 1096 nucleotides. Its product is annotated as secretory carrier-associated membrane protein 1-like. The record is from RefSeq and is a predicted model, not a curated record. Lineage: Eukaryota; Viridiplantae; Streptophyta; Magnoliopsida; Asterales; Asteraceae. Gene Ontology annotation, biological process: protein transport. Gene Ontology annotation, cellular component: recycling endosome membrane; trans-Golgi network membrane. Bases 1 to 858 code for a protein of 285 amino acids. The transcript is spliced from 12 exons.